Lasiosphaeria miniovina is the source of this 1049-nucleotide messenger RNA. RefSeq lists its product as uncharacterized. NCBI's taxonomy places the organism in Eukaryota, Fungi, Ascomycota, Sordariomycetes, Sordariales, Lasiosphaeriaceae. The transcript is spliced from 3 exons. The coding region runs from base 144 to 647 and encodes 167 amino acids. Gene Ontology annotation, cellular component: membrane. The record is from RefSeq and is a predicted model, not a curated record.
UGAUCCGGCGCAAAGCGUGUGACCCAUCAUUCCUCGUUACUUGCAACUUGCAUUCCAUCUUCUGCCAAUCUCGACCACGACCUUGAUCUCUCGCCAGUUCGCCUAAUUGCUUCACGAUUUCACACACGAUAUAGCACCACCGAAUGAUCAUAAUGUGUUCCUCGGACAUUUUCCUCGGCCUGUUGGCCAUCUUGUUCCCGCCUCUUGCAGUAUGGGUCAAGCGUGGCAUCUGCUCUGGUGAUUCCGUCAUUAAUGUUCUCCUCUGCUUCCUUGGCUAUGUACCCGGUCUAAUCCACGCGUGGUACAUCAUCGCCAAGUAUCCCGACCCGACAUUUGAGUACGGCGCGCCGCAGGACUCUGAGGGCGGCCACAUCUACGUCUUCGUUCACGACGGCGGCCGCCCAUCGGCGCAACGACAGGAGCAGCAGCAGCCCCGUGGGCAGCCCAAGCCUCAGGCCGCCGCCGGUAACCUUAACUACGGCACCACGGCUGCCAAUAAGUCUGGGGCGUCAGCCGCGGCACUGCCGGCGCCGGCGCCUUCGUCGCAGGUUCCGCAAGACGCCGGCGAGGGCCCCAGCGAUGGCGCUCCCCCGCCGAGCUACGCCCAGGUAGUGGCUGGAGACAACAAGAUCCAGACCCAGGACUAGAAAGCCCCGAGUUCUCCCUGUCCGCGAGAGUGCUGCGCUCAAGAAACUCGUCGGCGCAGAAGCCGUAUGUCGUCCUGGAUUCCCUGGCGAGGAACGUUGUGGUGAAUGGUAGCGUGAUGGCUUUGCGCGCUAGGAGUAGGAGCACACGUCUGCAGGUAUUUCGCAAAGCGACUUCGCAAGUGAAACUACAACCUCGCGAUGAUGCUAGAUCUCUUUUGUGAAGAUCAAGGGGAGACCUUUUUUUGGUAAUAAUUAUGUCGGAUGUUUGGAGCUUUUGUACUUGUAUGGAGGCUAUGAGCGUUAUUUGAAAUAUAUUGCGAUUUACUCUACCUACUUUGGUGUGUCCGCAAUAAGUUGUUCCUAUGUACGGUCCGCCAAUGACCAGUCUACUCUACUUACACC